Molecule: messenger RNA, 2991 nt
Organism: Nerophis lumbriciformis (worm pipefish)
Lineage: Eukaryota; Metazoa; Chordata; Actinopteri; Syngnathiformes; Syngnathidae
Source: RefSeq, a predicted model, not a curated record
AUGUUGACCCACGUUCGCCGGAGCUUGGGCUCCGCUCGCCUGGCCGCCGUCGCCGCCGGGGCGUCGCCUCCGCUCCGCCGAAGGUGCUCGGCGUGUCCCCCGGAAGUAAGCGCCGCGCGCGUCCGCAAAACAUUCGUGGACUUCUUCGAAGGAGAACACGGACACCUGCGGGUCCCGUCCUCGCCGGUCCGGCCCAGAGGGGACCCCAGUCUGCUCUUUGUCAACGCCGGAAUGAACCAGUUCAAGCCCAUCUUGUUGGGUACGGCGGACCCUCGCGGCGCCAUGGCGUCAUACCGCCGCGUGGUCAACAGUCAGAAGUGCGUACGGGCGGGCGGCAAGCACAACGACCUGGACGACGUGGGCAAGGACGUUUACCACCACACCUUCUUCGAGAUGCUGGGAAACUGGUCCUUCGGCGACUACUUCAAAGAAGAGGCGUGCGCCACGGCUUGGACGCUGCUGACGGAGCGUUACGGUAUCGCGCCCGACCGGCUCUACGUGUCUUACUUUGCGGGCGACGUCGCUUCGGGGAUGCCGGCCGACGAGGAGACUCGCCACAUCUGGCUGGAUCUCGGGGUGCCUCCGGACCGUCUUCUCCCGUUCGGGAUGAAGGAGAACUUCUGGGAGAUGGGCGACACGGGCCCGUGCGGCCCCUGCACCGAGAUCCACUACGACCGUGUGGGGGGACGAAACGCCGCCGCCUUGGUCAACGCCGGACACCCGGACGUGCUAGAAAUCUGGAACCUGGUCUUCAUGCAGUACAGCCGGGAGAGCGACGGGGAGCUGCGUUUCCUGCCCGCCCGCAGCGUGGACACGGGCAUGGGUCUGGAGCGGCUAGUGAGCGUCCUCCAGGGCAAAAGCUCCAACUACGACACCGACCUGUUCACCCCGCUGAUGGAGGCCAUCCGCCUGAAAAGCGGCGCUCCGGCGUAUGGCGGGCGCACGGGGCCCGGGGAGCGGCUGGACACUGCAUAUCGGGUGGUGGCCGACCACGCGCGGGCGCUGGCCGUCUGCAUCGCCGACGGGGUCCAUCCCGGCAUGUCGGGCGCCGAGUUGGUGCUGAGGAAGAUCCUGAGGCGGGCGGUCCGUUUCUGCGCCGAGGUCCUGCGGGCGCCUCCGGGGACGCUGGCCAGCCUGGUGCCCCACGUGGCGUGUAGCCUGGGUGACGUUUACCCGGAGCUGCGACAUGAAGCAGAGCGGGCCAUGGACAUCAUUAACGAGAACGAGGAGCAAUUCCUGUCCAGUCUGCGGCGGGGACGCGGGCUCAUCCGACGCACCCUGCGGACUUUGGAUCCGCAACACCAGACGCUCUUUCCCGCGCGGGUGGCGUGCUCGUUGCACCGGGACCUGGGCUUCCCCCUGGACUUGAUCCAGCUGGUGCUGGACGAGGAGGGCGCGGCCGUGGACCGGGACGAGGUGGAGCGCCUGCUCGCCGACGAGCGAAACCGGGCCGCGGCGGAGCAGCCCGGCGACGACGCGGACCUGACGGUGGGCGCGCUCGCCCUGGACCGGCUUCGCCAAAUGGGCGUGGCUCACACCGACGACGCUCCCAAAUACGAGUACCGCCUACGAGGACGACGAUACGAGUUCCAAGUGUGUCGAGCCCGCGUGCUGGCUAUGUUAGACGGGGAGGUGUCGGUGUCUCAAGCAGAGCCGGGGCGGCGUUGCGCCGUCGUUCUGGACCGGACGUCCUUCUACGCCGAGCAGGGGGGACAGGACGCCGACCGCGGCUACUUUGUACGGGAUGACCUGCAGGAAGUGCCCUUCUCUGUGGAGGCCGUGUCAAAAGCGGGGGGUUACGUCUUCCACUGGGUGACCGCCGCCGACGCCCUCCGGACCGGGGAUGUCGUGCACCUCCAUCUAGACCAGGCCCACCGCGUGGCGUGCAUGAGGAACCACACGGCAACGCACCUGCUAAACUUCGCCCUGCGGGACGUCCUGGGCCCGUCCGUCCAGCAGCGAGGCUCGCACGUGUCGGCCCGGCGCCUUCGCUUUGACUUCAGUGUCAAGGGCUCGCCCAGCGCCGCUCAGCUUCAGCAAGCGGAGGCUGUCGUCUCGGAGGCGGCGGCCGCCGACGGAGCCGUAAGUGUCCGGGAGCUCCCCCUGGAGGACGCCUUGGCCAUCGAGGGCGUCCGCACGGUCGACGAGGCGUAUCCGGACCCGGUCCGAGUGGUCUCGGCGGAGCUUUCGGACGGCGCCCGACGGACGUCGGUGGAACUCUGCUGCGGAACACACCUGGCGCGGACGGCGGCCAUCGGCGACCUGGUCAUCGUGUCGGAGCGGCAGCUGGUCAAAGGGAUCAGUCGCGUGGUGGCCGUGACCGGAACGGACGCCGAGCAGGCUCGCGAAGCGGGACGAUCGCUCGUCGACCAGGUGGAAUCGCUGGAGGCCCGUCUCGCCGGCUCCGCCUCUUCCUGUCUUGACUCCGCCCGCCGUCUCGCCAAGGAAGUAGGCAUCGUGUCUGACGUGGCGGACAACACGCCCGUCCCCCAGUGGCAGCGAACGGAAGCGCGGGCUCGCCUGAAAGCGCUGCAGAGGCGGAGCAACACGGCGGUCCGCAAGCUGGAGGCCAAGCAGGCGGCGCUGGACGCUCAGCUGGUUCUUGGCGCCAAUGGGCAGGAAGAUGUGCUGGUGGACGUCGUGGACACCGCGUCCUUGGCGGUAUUGAUGAAGACGGUGAACGCGGUGAGCUCGGCGCGUCCUUCGGCCCACGUCAUGCUGCUGGCUCUCCAAAAAUCUUCCGGCAAAAUCCUGUGCGCCUGCCAGGUUCCUAAGGAUUCACCGGCGUUCCCCGCCUCUCGUUGGGCGGAGGCCGUCUGUCGGUGGCUGGGCGGCGAAGGCGGCGGCUCGGCGACGGUGGCGCGCGGAAUGGGACGCGCCGGUGCCGGCGACACGGUCGGCGCGCUAAGGUGGGCCGAGGCCUUCGCACGUCGCUUCUUAUCUUCGUUUCCCGAACGUACGGAGAGUGCGGCGGCGGGACCCGAGCGGUGA